Cephus cinctus (wheat stem sawfly) is the source of this 4647-nucleotide messenger RNA. It is a transcript of the gene FAR1, whose product is annotated as putative fatty acyl-CoA reductase CG5065. NCBI's taxonomy places the organism in Eukaryota, Metazoa, Arthropoda, Insecta, Hymenoptera, Cephidae. The record is from RefSeq and is a predicted model, not a curated record. Gene Ontology annotation, biological process: long-chain fatty-acyl-CoA metabolic process. Gene Ontology annotation, molecular function: alcohol-forming very long-chain fatty acyl-CoA reductase (NADP+) activity. Gene Ontology annotation, cellular component: peroxisome. The coding region runs from base 401 to 1951 and encodes 516 amino acids. The transcript has 6 exons.
UUUGGCAGUUGCCCCAAGAUGGCGGACUCGGCUGGCGUGCGACGGGCACUGGCAGAAAAGUGGAAAAAUCACGUUAAGUUCGGAAUUCUGUGUUAAACUCUUCAUGCCGACGGUGCCGCAAGAUUGAGAAAGCUUCGUGCGAAUAAGAAAGUCUGUCGAGCAUCAUAGGAAGAGCGAUUUCAUUUGCGCGCAAUGAGUCUAGACGUAUCCAUGAGUCCACUUGGAGAAUCCAGAAAGAACAAAAACGAGAAGCAGUCUUCAACGCACAUCAAGAGGAGUCUUCGUCUUUGAAAGAAAGAAAAAAAAAAUCUUUACGAGUUUUCGUCUCCACGCACGCUCUCUUCCGUUUUCUUCGAAGCGUUCUGUCGUAACGUAUUUAAUAAUCUAGUCACUCAGGGAGAUGGCCACAAUGACAAGCGGCGACUAUACUUCAGUCAAAGAUUUCUAUCGAGAUCGCUCGAUCUUCAUCACCGGUGGUACAGGAUUUAUGGGGAAGGUCCUCGUGGAGAAGCUGCUAAGAUCCUGUCCUGGGAUAAAGAAUAUUUAUUUGCUAAUAAGGCCGAAGAGGGGACAGGAUGUUCAGCAAAGGUUACAGGAACUUUUGAAUGGGCCGCUGUUCGAGAAACUGCGCCGGGACUGUCCUUUGGAGCUGACGAAAAUAAUACCCGUAGCCGGCGACGUAACGGAAUCUGAAUUGGGUAUCUCGGAAAUCGAUCAGGAAACGCUGAUUCGAUAUGUUUCGGUGGUGUUUCAUUCAGCAGCUACCGUCAAAUUCGACGAGGCCUUAAAACUAUCUGUAACCAUCAACAUGCUUGGAACUAAGCGCCUUGUCGAGCUGUGCCAUCGCAUGCACAACCUUGAGGCUCUCAUUCAUGUCUCUACCGCUUAUUGCAACUGCGAUCGUAAGGAUGUGGGUGAGGAAAUCUAUCCAGCACCGCAAGAUCCUGAGCAAGUGAUCGCUUGUACGAAAUGGAUGGACGACGCCUUGGUCGACGAAUUGACACCUAGAUUGAUUGCCGGACGACCAAAUACAUACACGUUUACCAAAGCAUUGGCCGAGAGGAUGCUUCUCAGGGAGAGUGGUAGUUUACCUGUGGCAAUAGUCAGACCGUCUAUCGUACUGUCAUCAUUCAGGGAACCAGUGGCUGGUUGGGUCGAUAAUUGGAAUGGUCCAACUGGAAUAAUAGCUGCUGCUGGUAAAGGUUUCUUCAGAACAAUGCUAUGUCAUGAACAGAAGGUCGCUGAUCUCGUUCCGGUUGACAUUGUCAUCAAUUUGAUGAUCUGCGCUGCCUGGAGGACAGCGACUCAUCGUUCUGAAAGUAUCACUGUCUAUAACUGCUGUACCGGUCAACAAAAUCCUAUAACGUGGAAACAAUUCGUCGAUCUGUCUUUCAAAUACAGUCGAUUACAUCCAGCCAAUGACGCAGUCUGGUAUCCGGGUGGCUGCUGCCGAAGUUCUACGAUUCUCAAUCAAUUGUGCAUAACGUUUCAGCACAAACUUCCGGCUCACAUCUUAGAUCUACUUGCGCGCAUCAGAGGCACGCGACCCAUAAUGGUUCGUGUUCAAGAAAAGCUGGAAAAGGCAGCUCAGUGUUUGGAGUACUUCAGUACGCAACAGUGGAACUUCAUGGAUGACAAUGUUAGAAGGUUGGGAGAAGAGCUCAGUCCCGAAGACAGGCAGACGUUCAUGUUUGACGUGAAGCAGAUCGACUGGCCGUCUUACUUAGAGCAUUAUAUUGUGGGAAUUCGACAGUUCAUCCUCAAGGAAAGCCCGGAUACACUGCCAGCUGCCCGCUCACACAUCACAAAAUUAUACUGGCUGCACCGGGCGGUGCAAUUUGGAGCGCUGUUAAUAGUCCUGCGUGUGUUUCUGUCGCGCAGCUCCUUAGCGCGAUCAGCCUGGUUCUCUCUUUUGUCUAUCGUGCUCCGCAUGUGCCGCAUGAUUGUUUGACGGCUCAGAACCCCGGUUGACGAUAAUAAUACGCGUAAUAAAAAGCAGAAGCUAACUUCAGAGCAUAAUCUAAAGGCGCGAAAGAACGCCCCUCGACCUUACCGCUCAGCCUCCUCGACGAUAAGGCUCUAUUUGCACUCCCAUGAGUUGGCCUUUUCAAUGUUUAUAUUCAUUCGUAAAUAUUAGCGAUGGCUAGGGGUGUGUAAUUCUUUUGAAGAAUGUCGGCUACCGAUCGAAUCGAACGAGCGUGCCGCAGAGACACCUGCAAUCCGUUUCAAUUAACAUGUAAGUGGCGAAUUGCAGCGUUACUUCCUAUCGUGCCAUAAGCAGGCUGAUUCUUUUAGAAAGCUUUCAAAAGACGUAAACUUGUACACCCUUAUAAAGGCAACUGUUAUUACAUUAGAACGCGUUUAAUAAGUUCAAUAAUAAAAAUCGCACCGAAUACAUUAAGAAACGGCGCUUUUUAUUAUUAUUACCUACGAUCGGCAGAGUUUUCAUCCGGAUUCUCUUAUUGUAAUGCAAGGAAUGAAUUAACGAACGCGCCUGCUACCUCCUUGUGACCGUUUUCUCUAAUUAUCGAGAUCCUAUCUUGAUAUUAUUCAAUAUUACAUGAGUGUCGAUGGACCGCGACUUUGAUUCGUGGCGGGAAACAUGAAUUUGUGAUAUUAAUACAAUUAACGACGUACGGUCUUAACGAGAAGAAGCUUAAAUACGACUCAAAGCUUCUUCGCGUUGCGUAGGGCCCGAGUUAGCUAAUACCAAUCGCUAAAUCAUACGAAGGUUCGUCUACGUAUCGUAUAAGACACCCAUCCAUUUUUUAUAUUCGUCGGUAUCUGGCAUUCUUUUCUUGUGCUCUUCUACGCUGUGAGAUACCUAGGUCAGAUAUUUAGAAAUGGAUUAAUCUGUACUAGAUUAUAUCCCAAAUUCUCAUUACCUCUGCGAACGUAAUGACGUCGCAGAUAGUGUAACGAGCUUAAAGUCGUUAAUAAAUACAAUACGCAAACAAAUUAUAGAGUACAUAUUUCGAGUCAAUGUCAAUUGAGCAUAUGACACUGGCUUGAUAUAAGCACUUAAAGGGAAAAAAUAUCUCAAGGUAUCUUACAUAUUUAUUGUUAUCGUGGAGUAUAGUCUUAAUCUUUGGUAAAAUUUUAAAGGCAUCGGCAACUGGGAAACGUAUAAUUAAUAAUUUGUUAUUUUAUUGCUUAUGUUAAAAUUAUAACAUUUGUUUAUCAACGGACGUGAUGGGAAAUCAAGCGCGGCAGCCUUUGUCUCAAUUAAAUGAUAAUUUAGAGAGUAAAGGAAAGAAAUAUCGAGUCUGUUGCAUGAUAAUUGAAAAGUAAUUGUCGUAAAUUUAAUAUUUAUCGUGGUAUACCUCGAGUACUUCUGAUAUCGAUCAAAAGCAUUUCUACUGAGAAAUUGCUUAGAAUUAAGGGGAGAAGUGGGGUCUCGGUACCUUUCAUAAAGGGUAUAACCGUUAGACAGAGAUGUUAAACCUUUUUGUAUCAAGUUGACAAAUUGAUGCAAGAGACUCGGAUAUUAUAUAUAAAUAAAGGAACGAAGCGAUUCUUAUGAGAAAACUUGAGAAAACAAAAACCAUGUGGCAUGCGUGAUUUGAGUCCUAUACGUGUAUUUUAAUAUAUAUAUGUAUAGGUAUAUAUAUAUACACUUAAGUUCGCUGACUUGCAGUCGUGCGACAGGUCCUUUGGUUUAAUGCGGAGUAAAAGGUAUAGUCUAUUCUCUAGGUAUACUCUAGUCCCUAGUGAUACUUCCUGAAUAAAAUAGAACAAAAAUGUAUUUCCCAGUAAAUCAAUUACCAAGACAUAAUGGUGAAUGCGUUACGCAGUCGUUUUAUAAGUUGUACAUUGUUUGCGCGAUGAUUCGCAAUUAAAAGAAUUAGUACAAUUCGUGAAAAACUCUAAACGAUAAUAGGAAAAGUGAUAGUAUUUCACGAGAAGCGAUCGAUUCGCCUGGUUUUCGAGGAUUCAUUGUCCGUAUUUAAUGAAAUUGUUGAAAAUUAUAUUCUUGUUUUAUUGAUGAUACCUCAUUUAGCGUUUUGUAAUACGAAUUAACUUUUGAUACCCUUGUCUUAAUUCUUGAAGAUUAUGCAUGAAUCAUUGCGCCAAUGAUAAUAUACAAUAGGGUAUUACCGUUUUAAAGGCACAUACGUAUUUUAGAGAAUUUUGAUAAUUGUACUCGAAUUUAUUUGCCGCUCGUUGCCAGUGUCUUUGAGAUAUUCAAAUUGCGAAUAGUUUAAUCCUUGAUUCAUUUUUAAAUGGAGGGUAUUUAAACUUAAGCUAUUUGUUAUAUAAGUCGGAGUGGGCUUCCCCUAUUUAACAAAAAAAUUGAAAAACAUUGUUUUACCAUCUAUCGUUCACCGCUGCCAACAAAUGAAUAUUGAUGAAGAAAAAACGAAAUAAGGAAGAAAAAAUGCGUAAAGAAAGAUUUAACAAAUUACUUACUAAAAGUAAGAAAUUGAUGAAUUACGAUUAUUUAGCGUGAGAGACUAAAGAAGAAGAGGCGGAAGUGGAUAAGGAGGUUAUGAUAGCGCUGCGAAGGUCACCACCAGCUAGUCUCGUCUGUAAUGUUAUCCGGUCACAUGAUGCAUACAACAAAACAAUAUUUAAUAUUAUUAAUUUAAUUAACAUUAUACUGUACUAUUAUAAAACAGAUUAAAAAACAAUGAACUAUUGCAGAAA